CCGGGCAGGGACGCGCUGGGUGUCAGUAAUCUAGUACCUGCGCUGGGAUAAUGAGCGCUGCAGCAGAGAGCGUGAGCGCAGAGCACAGCUUAGUCCACAGUGACUCACUCAGAGGUAAAACACGCACACAAACGGUUCCCCUCACUCUGGACGCUCACCGGGAUUCACUCUUGCUCAUUUCUCUCCUCUCUGGAUGUUUUCUGAGAGCGUUUUUCUUCCUCUGGACUGAUUUGUGCCUGGAUCUGGGAGAGAAACGGGGAAAUCUGCAGAUUCUCAGUGUGUUUUGAUCUUUGCUCGGACUCCAGAUGAUGCUCUCUGCUUCAGGUCCAGCUGGAGACGGAGGGGACGAGUUUAGUGGGAGUGAAAUUUAACGAGUUGGAGUCUUUGACCAGCGGCUGUUUAAAUGGAAAACGACACGGUGUGGAGUAAUUUCACCCAAGUUCUCUCAGGUCUGGACGGGGCGGCGGGUGAGGACGAGGAGGAGGAGGAAGGCGGAGGGGGGCGUGGGCUCCGCGUCCUGAUUGGCUGCAUCCUCUUCCUGCUCAUCGUGACCACGCUGCUCGGGAACACCCUGGUGUGCGCCGCCGUCAUCAAGUUCCGCCACCUGCGGUCCAAAGUCACCAACUUCUUCGUGAUCUCGCUGGCCGUGUCCGACCUGUUCGUGGCCGUGCUGGUGAUGCCGUGGGAGGCCAUCACCGAGGUCACCGACACCUGGCUGUUCGGCGCCUUCUGCGACGUGUGGAUCACCUUCGACAUCAUGUGCUCCACAGCCUCCAUCCUCAACCUGUGCAUCAUCAGCGUGGACCGCUACUGGGCCAUCGCCAGCCCCUUCAAGUACGAGCGGAAAAUGACCCACCGCGUGGCCUUCGUCAUGAUCGGGGUGGCGUGGACUCUCUCCAUCCUCAUCUCCUUCAUCCCCGUGCAGAUGAACUGGCACCGGGCUCAGGAGGAGGUGGACGGCUGGGCGACGGGGGAAGCCGUGUUUUACGGGAACUUCACGAACGCCAGCGACCUGAACGGGACCGGCGUGGCCGCCGUGAGCUGCGUGGCCAACCUGAACAAGACCUACGCCAUCUCCUCCUCCCUCAUCAGCUUCUACAUCCCCGUGCUCAUCAUGAUCGCCACCUACACCCGCAUCUACCGGAUCGCGCAGACCCAGAUCCGCAGAAUCGCGUCUCUGGAGCGAGCGGCCGAGCAGGCUCAGCAGCAGGGCUACGGGGUGAACCGGAACCAGCAGCAGCACCGGGCCACCGACGAAGCCUCCCUCAAGUCGUCCUUUAAGAAGGAGACCAAGGUUCUGAAGACGCUGUCCAUCAUCAUGGGCGUCUUCGUCUUCUGCUGGCUGCCCUUCUUCGUCCUGAACUGCACCGUGCCCUUCUGCGACCCGCCGUGCGUCAGCGACACCACCUUCACCGUCUUCGUGUGGUUCGGCUGGGCCAACUCCUCCCUCAACCCCAUCAUCUACGCCUUCAACGCGGACUUCCGCCGGGCCUUCGCCACCAUCCUGGGCUGCAACCGCGUCUGCUCCAGCAACGCGGUGGAGGCCGUGAACUUCAGCAACGAGCUGGUCUCCUACCACCACGACACCACGUUCCACAAGGAGACGCUGGUCCCCGCGCAGCCGCAGCAGCGUCCUCGGAACCUGAGCCUGGGCUUGGACGACUGCUUGGAGGACAUGAGCGCGCGGUUUGACGAGGAGUCCAACAUCUCCAACGGUUCUCCCAGCCACGACAGGCUUCUGCUGCUCCCUGCCACCGUCCAGCUGGAGGACAACACCGAGAUCUCUUUGGAGACCAUCACGCCGAUUACCUCGGCAGCGGGACUUGAGGAUGAGACGCUCAUACCAGGACAAGUCCAACAUGAUGACGACGAGUGCCGGACCUGAACUACCAGCCAGGAUGACACAGAUCUACUCAACAGCGUAGCAUUGGUAGUCCGCCGUACAAACUGGUCCUCAACACGCAAAAAAUAACCA
Fundulus heteroclitus (mummichog) is the source of this 1975-nucleotide messenger RNA. RefSeq names its product D(1)-like dopamine receptor. The record is from RefSeq and is a predicted model, not a curated record. NCBI's taxonomy places the organism in Eukaryota, Metazoa, Chordata, Actinopteri, Cyprinodontiformes, Fundulidae. Gene Ontology annotation, cellular component: membrane. Gene Ontology annotation, biological process: adenylate cyclase-activating adrenergic receptor signaling pathway. The transcript has a single exon. Gene Ontology annotation, molecular function: G protein-coupled receptor activity. The coding region runs from base 404 to 1885 and encodes 493 amino acids.